This is a messenger RNA of Ectocarpus siliculosus, 1410 nucleotides long. NCBI's taxonomy places the organism in Eukaryota, Phaeophyceae, Ectocarpales, Ectocarpaceae. The record is from the annotation of a GenBank genome assembly.
GCGGCAAACUUUCAAGAGCCGGCUUUCAUUAUUUUGCUGCGAGCAUAACAUCGCCAUGGACUCCAAACAAUACGAGAAACAAUGCAAGCGAGUCAUCGCCCAAACAGCGGGUUCCGUGGAAUCCGUGUUUGAAGACCGCCCUGAUGGAGCAAGCAGCAUGUCGUUCAAAACGAUGGUCAACAUGGCUGCCGUCGGCACACGUACGUACGACCCGGUCCAGUUCAAGUUCACAUUUCAUAUCAAGCAGCCACUUCGUCAGGUGAUAAUAUAUUCGAAACCUCAAUGGUCCCUGCCUACUCGGCAAAUCCAUGCCGUCCGACAAUUCGUCUCGCAGGCCAAUCACAGGUUGAACGUUGGCACCCUCGAGGUCGACGACAGCGCUGACGUCUCCGUCUCCUUUAAGACGGCGGCAGAGUUCGGAGGCAUCAACGACAUCACGCCCGUGCUCACGUCCUUCAUGAAGGCGCACGCCGGCGUUGGUUUGGACUGCUUCCGUGCGCUUACAGCAAUUAAGUAUGCGGACGUCGAUGUCACCCACGCCCUGGGCAUGAUCGGCAUGGUCGGCCCUACGGGUGAAAUGAGCACGCAAGCUGACGAUAAGCUCUCGGCGAUGCUGUCUGUGUUGUCAGCUCCCGCCUGAUGAGGUAAUAGCGGAGGCUAAGGGCGGCAUGUGUAUGUGUGUACUGGGCUUACAGUAGUUGUGGCGAGACACACACGCAUACAGUCAAAGGUGUCGGAAAUCGCGCUUGCCGUCUCGGCAUGCAGUUUGCGUGGAGGGCAGUAGCUCCGGCGUAGAAUCGUCCGUGUUAUCAAUUCGCUGUGUAUUGUUUUAUUUUUGGUGGUAAAUUUACUGGUUGCGGCGAAUACGGAUGGAUGCGGUUGUUGCGUUUGGACCCCAUCAUCAAGCACACGACGAGUUGUAGGGUGAAGCCCACGAGUUGUAGGUUGAUGAAACCAUCGCGGGCUUCUUAAUUAUGUCGAACCAGUAUCACGUCCUUCGAUGAUGAAGGCUUCGCACGUGGUUUGUUUUUGACAUAAUAACUCUCGAAUGGCCCAAUGAGGAUCCAAUAUCCAAUAUGUAUUUUUUUUUCUCUGCCUCCGCAAAGCCAACAACUGUUGGCAUCAUCGUGGAUUCGAGCAUGACGAAAAUGUUGGAGGUGUGUACAUGGGUGGUUAGACGGUCCUUUUGUCUGAGAACUGCAGCAGUACUGCUGUGUAACCUCGUGAGCUUCUAACGAUACCCCUCACGAAAGCUCGACACUUCAAAUUUCAGCCAAAAAAUUGAGUACGUGUUAUUUGGGUAGUUGGCGGAUCGGAGUAGUAGAUGAGAGGGUGAGAAGAAUAUGGUCGACUGCUAGCUAGCUGUGGUUCGCCCUUGAGCUUCUUCGCAACACUGCUGAUGCUGUACAU